Messenger RNA from Trypanosoma grayi, 486 nucleotides. RefSeq names its product surface protease GP63. The annotation marks the transcript as partial. Gene Ontology annotation, cellular component: membrane; cytoplasm. The transcript has a single exon. The record is from RefSeq and is a predicted model, not a curated record. Gene Ontology annotation, molecular function: metalloendopeptidase activity. Gene Ontology annotation, biological process: proteolysis; cell adhesion. NCBI's taxonomy places the organism in Eukaryota, Euglenozoa, Kinetoplastea, Trypanosomatida, Trypanosomatidae.
ACUGACACUUGCAGCGUUCGCUGACCUGGGCUAUUAUCAGGUUGUGUGGACGAAGGCAGAGCCGAUGAGUUGGGGAAAUAACUCUGGUUGCGAGUUUCUGAAAGAUAAGAAAUGCGUUGAAAACGGUAAAUCUAAGUACCCCAGCAUGUUCUGCGACAAAUCAGAGGAACCCAAAUUGCGAUGCACGUCUGACCGCCAGGCGUUGGGAACGUGUGCCAUUGAGAAUCAUACUAAGCUUCCCGAGAUGUACAGGUACUUCGAGAAGACCGAUGGUGACAUACAGCGUGGUGGCAGGCGGGAGGACAUGAUGGACUACUGCCCCAUUAUUGUGGCGGACAAAGGCUACAGCUGCAUUGAUGGCACUGAGAGCAAGAUGCCUGGGAGUCUUGUCGGUGCUAGCUCUCGCUGCGUUGAGGGGAAUAAUCUUAAGGUGGGAGACAAGGUGGUCGGCGACGUGUGUGUGCGCGUGGCGUGUAUUGAUGGGUC